AUUAUUUCUCUGUUAGUUUUAGAAGGAGCUUGAGAAUACUGCCAACAAAAUGAAGUGUUUGUUAGUUUUAAGUUUGGUUAUAAUAGCCACUAUUGUAAUCGAACCAGUUGUGUCAUCGUGUUAUUUUGGCUCUCUCAAUCUUAAGGUAGAAGAUAAUGGUGAUAUAGACCAAUACUGUGACGGACCAAAAGGACGAAUGGAAGUCGGAGAUACCGUAAGACAUGCUUGUACUGAUUGUAGCUGUACUAAAAAUGGUUUAUCAUGUUGUGGAGUUGGAUACAAAGCAGGAUCUUUCAAAUUCAAAGGAUGUGAAAUGAGAAGGGAAACUGACACAUGCUGUUACCAAUUCUUUAAAACUGAUAACCCAAAUGAAUCAUGUACAGAGAAAUCUUGUCCCUCUACUUAAAUAUUAAAAUAAAACUCGUUUAAAAUUUCA
Molecule: messenger RNA, 436 nt
Organism: Lottia gigantea (owl limpet)
Lineage: Eukaryota; Metazoa; Mollusca; Gastropoda; Lottiidae
Exons: 4
Coding region: 50-406 (118 amino acids)
Source: RefSeq, a predicted model, not a curated record